AUGUGGCUCACAGCGCUUCUCCCCGUGCUAUUCCUGCUUGCCCACGCUUCGGGCUCAGCCAUCCCCUUCUUGGUCUCCCGAGACAAUGACAUGUCCGUAGCCAAUACAACGGAAAUAGAGUCGAUGGCUCAGCGGCGCCGAGCCGACCUUGCCACCUUCCCGGACCCAGCCUGGUUCCCUCAGAUCGAUACGUGGCUGGCGAGCCAGAAAGACGGCGUCUGGGAUGAUGUCAACUAUACAUCCGGCUGUUCGGCCCAACGCGCAAACUGGCCCAUCCAAUUUCACUGGACGCGCUUGCUGACGUUUGCUGCUGCUUGGUCUGGCUUGAACCCCAGUGUGCCUCAGAAUUACAGCAACAGCCCCGAGCUUCUGUCUGCGGUACAAGCCGGUCUCGACUUCUGGGCCGCGAACGACUACAACAGUACCGACUGUAUCGGGCACGGCGGAGUCGCCAACUACUCUUGCCCUUGUGGAACACCUGGACUAUGGAAUACUAACUGGUACGGCCAGACCAUCCUCUUGCCCCAGCUGGUGGCUCCUACCUGCCUCCUCGUCUCCACCUCUGGCAACCUGACCGACUCUCAAAUGUCUCUCUGCAGUCGCAUACCCGAGAGAGGAUACCGUUACAACGAACUCACACCUGGCUCGGACCCCAUGACUGGAGCCAACAUGGUCAAUAUCAUGCUCAACUCUAUGACCUGGGCUCUAUACUCGGGCAAUGAGACUAUUCUGCGGGAUGCCAUGACACAAUCCAUGGGUGCUGUCGUCUUCAGCGACAAUACCACAGAAGACGGCAUCCAUCGUGAUGGCAGUUUCCUUCAACACGAAGGCGUGCUCUACAAUGGCAACUAUGGCAAAGAUCUCCUCAACGCAUUCAUUGCACUGGAAGGUCCAGCCAUUGGAACCCAGUAUGCUGCCAGCAACGACUCUCGCGCAGCGCUCUCGACCCAAGUCAGAGGUUCCGAGUGGAUGAUCUAUGUAGACCAAGAGACAAAGCAAGAACACUGGGACUUUAACGUCAUAGGGCGCUUUGUGGCUUUCCCCUCGACCGACCUUAUCCAGGCCACCUCAGAUAUCCUCUUCAACGCCACCAAGCUUGCUGCAGCUACAUUCGACUUUGCAGACGAAUACAGUGUGGCCGAUACUGUUCAAAGACUCAAUAGCAAUGGCUCUGAUCAUCUGGUGGGCAACAAGGUGUUCUGGGCAUCCGACUAUGUGAGUCACCGUCGCGAAAACUACAUUAUCGGCUCCAAAAUGCUUUCUACCCGUUCUCUCGGCACAGAGACUGCCAACAGCGCCAACACCCUUGGUCACUGGCUCGGCCAAGGUACUCUCUUCUCCUACGUCUCUGGCAACGAAUACAAGGACAUUCAGGCCGAAUGGGACUGGCAGUUGGUGCCAGGCGUCACUAGCCUGCUGAGUGAUGAUAACGGGGGUGUAAAUCUGACACACAAGAACAUUGGGCCACCAGGGAAGAAGAGCUGGGUCGGUGGAGUUAGUGAUGGAUCGUUGGGUGUGGUGGUGAUGGACUGGGAAGAUGUGAGGAAUGCAAGCUGGGGUUACAAGAAGGCGUGGUUCUACGUGGAAGAGGGAGUGAUUGUGACGGUCGGUGAUGUGUUCAAUGAUGGAUCUGCUGAGGGGCAAGUCAUCACUGCUCUAACCCAACGGGCAUCCACCGACAGCGAGAUCUAUGUCGAUGGCGCCUCUUUCGAUUCCAACAAUGACUCCACUUCUGCCCACACUCUCUUUUACCAAGACACGGGCUACGUCGCCUACGAUACGCCCUUCAAUCUCAAAAUCACGAAUGGUGAAAAAAAACGGCAAUUGGCUAGCACUAGCAUAUUCUCUGCCUACACUUCCCAUGGCGACCUCGCUGUUGCAGCAGGAUCCAGCCAGACUUGGAGUUAUGGCAUGUUCCCUGCUUCGAGCAAGAAGAAGGUGCAGAAAGAGCACAAACAUCAGAGCUACCAUCCCUUCCAGAAUGACGGGGUGUGGGGCAUCCACGGCCACGAUACUCUUGGGCUGGUCUUUUGGCCCGGAUCGUCUUUGGCUUUUGGCUCAGAAGUUGCGACGGCCUUUGGUGGCUACCCCAAUGGAUGGGUCAACAUUACCUCUUCCGAGCCUGCCGCUCUCCUGAUGACCACCUCGGAGGAUGGGACCAUGAACAUCAACAUUGCCGACCCAUCUCAGACAGUCCAGAGUUUGGACUUGACUUUCCAAUUUGACGAUGGGGCGAAAUUGGACUGUGUGGAUGAAGGCUGUGAAGUGGACGGGGAUGUGGUGAGGUUUAUAGGUGUCCAAUUGUCUACUGGUGGCUGGGCAGGUGACUCUGUGAGCUUGAAGACCAAGUGGGCUUGA
Molecule: messenger RNA, 2358 nt
Organism: Cryptococcus wingfieldii CBS 7118
Lineage: Eukaryota; Fungi; Basidiomycota; Tremellomycetes; Tremellales; Cryptococcaceae
Exons: 11
Coding region: 1-2358 (785 amino acids)
Biological process (GO): carbohydrate metabolic process
Cellular component (GO): extracellular region
Molecular function (GO): carbohydrate binding; lyase activity
Source: RefSeq, a predicted model, not a curated record